AUGACAGAUAUUCAAGGUCUUUUUAAACAACAUUGUGUAGUUCCCGAUGUGAUCAAUACUGCACCAUCAGAACUGCUGAACGUUCAAUACUCUAGCGGUGUUAACGUCGAAUUGGGAAAAGAAUUAACUCCAACGCAAGUGAAAGAUAAGCCGAUAGUAAAAUGGGCAGCUAAGGAAAAUGAGUACUAUACAUUGGCGAUGGUAGAUCCCGAUGCACCAAGCCGUGAGAAUCCUAAAUUUAGAGAAUGGCAUCAUUGGUUGGUUGGGAAUAUAUUUGGCGGAGAUUUUAACAAAGGUGAAAUUUUAUCUGAUUAUAUCGGUUCUGGUCCUCCUAAAGGCACUGGUUUGCAUAGAUAUGUAUUUCUUGUUUAUAAACAACCACAGAAAUGUGAUUUUUCUAAAAUGCCGAAGCUCCCCAGCAAUUCGGGUGAUAAAAGAGGAAAGUUUUCGAUUUCUAAGUUUGCGCAACAAUAUAAAUUAGGAAGUCCCAUUGCUGGAAAUUUCUAUGUCGCUCAAUAUGACGAUUAUGUGCCCAAAUUAUAUGCGAAACUCAAAGGAUAAUAUUGUAUAAAAUAUUAUUUCCAAGCUAAGACUAUACCAAAAUCACGAUAUGUGUACACUGGCCUUUAGUUCUAUAUUGUCUAUGACACCGAUCGAUAAUUUCCGCCUCCGCGUGACAUUCCCAUUUUUCUCAUUUGUGGUUGUGUCCGCCAUUACAAUUUGGAGUUAGCAUAAAAUUGGUCAUUAGUGUGUGAACACGCGGCGUGCGCGUUAUCAGUGACAUUAGUAUAGCGGCAGUGCGUAGUAUCGCAGCGUUUUGUUGAAACAAA
Molecule: messenger RNA, 830 nt
Organism: Manduca sexta (tobacco hornworm)
Lineage: Eukaryota; Metazoa; Arthropoda; Insecta; Lepidoptera; Sphingidae
Product: protein D2-like
Exons: 1
Coding region: 1-561 (186 amino acids)
Source: RefSeq, a predicted model, not a curated record